Messenger RNA from Chanos chanos (milkfish), 2201 nucleotides. It is a transcript of the gene btbd10b, whose product is annotated as BTB (POZ) domain containing 10b. The transcript has 9 exons. The coding region runs from base 294 to 1601 and encodes 435 amino acids. The record is from RefSeq and is a predicted model, not a curated record. Lineage: Eukaryota; Metazoa; Chordata; Actinopteri; Gonorynchiformes; Chanidae. Gene Ontology annotation, biological process: positive regulation of phosphorylation. Gene Ontology annotation, molecular function: protein binding. Gene Ontology annotation, cellular component: cytoplasm.
UGAGGGGGCGUUGGAAUUUUGCCCACCUUUUAUAUGCGUUUUAACGGACGUGUUGACAAUAAGACAUUUUGUCGAAUACUAAUGCAAGUGACAGCUUAGAGUAGAGGCAUAUGAAUGCAGAAGAAUCUAGGGUGGAUUACAUGGUGUGCGUGUAAUGGCAGCACGUCCACAGUCGUAUGAGGGAGCACUAUCAGCUAUACUAAAAACGUGGAACGAAAGAUUUUCAGCCUACAAGCUACAAUCCCGUAAGUGCCCAGUCGUGUGAGUCUUGACUUGAGGCUGACCCGGUUAAGAUGAGCCUUCAUGGUGCCAGUGGAGGCUGUGACCGCUCUCGAGAUCGUCGCCGCUCUAGUGACCGCUCACGUGACUCCUCACAUGAGAGGGGCGAAGGCCAACUCACACCCUGCAUUCGAAAUGUGACCUCGCCCACACGACAGCACAACAGUGAUCGGGAAGGGGGCUCUAGGCCCAGUAGCCCCAGGCCUCAGCGGGUCUCUCCCAGUGGAUCCAGCAGCAGCAGCAGUGGGGUAAUCAGCAGCCGCAACAGCAGCUUGUCUAGCUCAGAAGGCACUUUCAAGGGAAUGAGUGUGGGCGAGAUGGUCUUUGUUUACGACAAUGUCAAAGAGGGUACCCGUAGCAUGCGAACCUCUGAACGAGUCACUCUCAUCGUGGACAAUACACGGUUUGUGGUGGACCCCUCCAUCUUCACAGCUCAACCCAAUACUAUGCUGGGCAGAAUGUUUGGAUCUGGAAGGGAGCACAAUUUCACAAGACCUAAUGAAAAAGGAGAGUAUGAAGUUGCUGAGGGAAUCAGCUCAACUGUGUUUAGGGCAAUUUUGGAUUACUAUAAAUCUGGGAUAAUCCGCUGCCCUGAUGGAAUCUCCAUUCCUGAGCUAAGGGAAGCAUGUGACUAUCUGUGCAUCUCCUUCGACUACAGCACUAUCAAAUGCCGGGACCUCAGUGCCCUGAUGCACGAGCUGUCGAAUGAUGGAGCACGGAGGCAGUUUGAAUUUUACCUGGAGGAGAUGGUGUUGCCGCUGAUGGUUGCCAGUGCUCAGAGUGGGGAGAGGGAGUGUCAUAUUGUAGUACUGACAGAUGAUGACGUGGUGGACUGGGAUGAGGAGUAUCCCCCUCAGAUGGGAGAGGAGUACUCUCAGAUUAUAUACAGUACAAAACUCUAUCGUUUCUUCAAGUACAUUGAAAACCGAGACGUUGCCAAAUCAGUUUUAAAGGAGCGAGGAUUGAAGAAAAUUAGACUUGGUAUUGAAGGUUACCCCACAUACAAGGAGAAAGUGAAAAAGCGCCCUGGUGGGCGCCCAGAAGUCAUCUACAAUUAUGUUCAAAGGCCGUUCAUCCGCAUGUCCUGGGAGAAGGAGGAGGGCAAGAGCAGACACGUGGACUUCCAGUGUGUGAAAAGCAAGUCCAUCACGAACCUGGCGGCGGCCGCAGCGGACAUUCCCCAAGAUCAGCUAGUGGUCAUGCACCCCGGACCCCAGGUGGACGAGCUGGACAUUCUCCCCAACCACCCUCCCGCAGGCCACCACUACAGCAACAACUACAACAACGAGCCUGACCCCGACGCCCCAUCACCUGCCGUCUGAGCAGCCCCCUCACCCUCACACAGCAUGCUGCAGCAUGGAGCAAGAGUGACACCAUAACCAGAUUGCCUUCUGCACUUCCUCCGCAGCCUUAGAGCCUCAAGUAUCUAGCCUACUGUAAAAAAAACAAAAACAAAAAAAACAAAAAACCAAACAAACGAACAAAAAAAACAACAAUGAAAAAAAUCUGAGGGACAGCAGAUACUGGCAUGGGCAGUGUUCUCCUAUUUUUUCUUCUCUUUUUUUACUUGACCAAAGGAAAUUUAUUUUUUUUGUUGGUUCUUUGAAAUAAAGUUAGCAAACUCACUUAUUUUGUAAUUGGGCCUAUUAUUUUUAUUAUUAUUCUAAUUAUUGUUCAUUUCCAUAUUAUUGUUACUUGUGUAAUUGUUAUAGGGUGUUUCUGAUUUGAUAAGUUUGAGAUGUGCACUGGGUGGUGGCACUGUGUUAUUUUUCACUUGCAAAGCUCUCGGUUUGGCCAGAGUUGAAUUGCCCUCAAAUCUCCUUUGUGGCACCAAGCUGAAGGGAAACCAUUUGCCUGCUGAAUGAAUGCAGUGUUUUUAUUUUUUUCCCCAAUGGCAGGACACUUAUUUAUGUGGUCGGGAG